UCCCCCAGCCCUCCAGCCCGCCUUCCUUGACCUUCUAGCCCACCAGUGUCUAAACUCGAUGGUUUUCGGCGCUGCGCCGGCUGCUCUAGCCGCCUUAGCUUUCACUCUUUGGUUUUCGGCCCUGUUCUGGAGGCUCUGAGCGAUUUGAUUCCUGGAGACGAGCUGGGCACGUGGAGAGGCUGGUGGACCGCGCGACCUCGCUCUCGCCAGCCCCAUGUUCGAGGAGCCGGAGUGGGCCGAGGAGGCCCCAGUAGUCGCGGACCUCGGGUCUGUAGCCUUACGGCCUCGGACCACGGCCGACUCGCAAAUCAAGGGCUCCAAGCGCCGCCAGCUCUUGGCCACAUUACAGGCCCUGGAGGCAGCAUCUCUUCCCCAGCAGCCCCCCAGUCUGCCUGGCAGUGACGAGGAGGACGAGGAGGAGGUGGUGGAAAGAAAGAAGAAACGCCCAAAAAAGGUCUUGUUUGCCAGCGCUUCUCCUGAAGUAGAGAAGAAAAGGAAGAAGAAACGUCAAAAACAGGGCCCACCUAGCAGUGACUCCAAGGAAGAGGAAGUGGAAAGGAAGAAGUGCCACAAAGGGGCUCUUCUUGGCAAUGACUUUGCUGAAGAAGAGAAGAGAAAGAGGAAAUGCCAGAAACAGGACCCUUCAAAUCCUGCCCAGCCCCUGGACAAUGUUGACCAAACUGGUUCCAAAGCUUGGAAUUCUAGUGCUGCAAAUGACUUCACCAAGCCAAGCCCUGAGACCCCUUGCUCUAAUCCUCCGCAUACCUUGAGUCGCAAGCAGUGGCGGAACCGGCAGAAGAACAAGCGUAGACAGAAGAACAAGUUUCGGCUUCCUCAGCCACCAGAGCAGGCCUCAGUCACAGCCGCCGCAGAGGAGACAGAGGUGCCUCCUGCCCGCAGUCCAGACAGCCAUGGAGCCCGGGCGGAGGCUCUGCGAGCCCGCAUGGCCCAGCGGCUGGAUGGUGCCCGGUUCCGCUACCUCAAUGAACAGCUGUACUCAGGGCCCAGCAGUGCUGCACAGCGCCUCUUCCAGGAAGACCCUGAGGCCUUUCUCCUCUACCACCGUGGCUUCCAGAGCCAAGUUAAGAAGUGGCCACUGCAGCCAGUGGACCGCAUUGCCAGGGAUCUUCACCAGCGGCCUGCGUCCCUGGUGGUGGCUGACUUUGGCUGUGGGGACUGCCGCCUGGCUUCAAGUAUCCGGAACCCUGUGCACUGCUUCGACUUGGCCUCUCUGGACCCCCGGGUCACUGUGUGUGACAUGGCCCAGGUGCCUCUGGAGGAUGAAUCUGUAGAUGUGGCUGUGUUCUGCCUUUCACUGAUGGGAACCAACAUCAGAGACUUCCUAGAGGAGGCAAAUCGAGUGCUGAAGCCAGGGGGUCUCCUGAAAGUGGCUGAGGUCAGCAGCCGCUUUGAAGAUGUUCGGACCUUUCUGGGGGCUGUCACCAAACUGGGCUUCAAGGUCAUCUCCAAGGACCUGACCAACAGCCACUUCUUCUUGUUUGACUUUCAAAAGACUGGGCCUCCUCGGGUCGGGCCCAAGGCUCAACUCUCAGGCCUGAAGCUCCAGCCUUGUCUCUACAAGCGCAGGUGACCUCUGGACCCCCCUUGAAAGGGGAGGCAAGUCUUGAACUCCAGGCUCAGUACUCUGAAGACUGUAUCCAGCCAGGCUGUGACCCGGGGCCUGGUACCACCCUUACUCCAUCCCAAGAACAAAAUGUAAUGAAACCCCUGGCUCAGCCCUGCUCUAAUGAAGGCUUCUUGGUUCCAGGAAGCAUAAAGUCAUUUGGGCUAGCUAAAGAAUAAGGAGUUUAUUGUGAGAAUGCAGGAGUAUCUGGGAAUUAUGGAUCCCCUCAGUGUCAUGGAAAUGACAUGGUUUGGAAUUCAAGGCAUCUCUGGGUUUGGCUCCUCUUUCCAUCUCUCAGGAGCCACAUGGGCUUUCUGUCCUAGCAUCUCCACUCUCCUCUAUUCUGCUUUUCCUGUUUGAGCACCAGCUCCUUCUGCUUACCCAUAGCUUCUGCAGCUUUGGUCUGCCCAGGCCUUGAAGGCCUGGGGCAGGCAUUGCUUCUUGGCUCUGGGGCAGCUGGUAGCCCGCCAACAUCCUGGCUGAGCACAUCAGUCUGGGCUUCUAGGUCAGGAUGGUUUGAUUGUCCCUGUACUGAGUGCUUCUUGCCCCUGAUCCUCAUCUCCAUCUUGGGAGCUGUAUGGCCCAAACUACUCCUAGUAUCUAUUGUCCUGUAGGGCCCUGGUGUGUGUCUGGCUGAGGGCACAGAUUUUGGAAUCAGGUAGGCCUGCCACUGAUUGCUGAGAGUCUUUUAAUCUUUGAAUGUCAUAUUACUCAUUUGGAAAAUGGUAGGAUUCCUGUCUCAUGGGAUUGUUGUGUGGUGUGGGUUAAUGAGGAAAUCUGUAGCUAGGGCUGGGUGCACAGGAGGUGCACAAUAAACUGUAGCUGUGGCUGUUGGCUGUUGUGUGUUGUAAGCGUUACUGUUUUCUAAAGACCUUCUCCAGGCAGGGUUAGGGGGUUGAAGAGUAAAGAAUGGAUUUGUUGACUGAGGAAGACUGGGAGAGCUCAAGAUAGGCCUUUCAACAGGCUUAUUUUAUAGGAUUUUUAGAGAUUCUUGACAGAUUGUGAGCUGUUCUUGGAGGGGGGGUGGUGCAGGAGCUGGGUCUCUUCAUAAAUCACAACUGAUUGAUGCUAUUUGGGGUGGAGAUUGGGCUGUUCAUUGGCAGAAGGGUCUGUCUGUUGCUUCUGCCUUGUAGUGGGCCCAAAUCAGCAUGUCCUAGGAAAGCUAUGGACAGGGAAGGCUAGUGCUGGGAGAAGAUGAACUGAGAUGAUAGGUCCUUGGCCUCUUCCAGAAGGCAUCUGCCAUGGGCCCAGGUAUAAAGAUACAGCCUGUUCUACCUGUUUCAAAGAACAAGAACUGAGAGUGACCACUGGGACACAGGUUCCGGGGCUCUGAGGCAGUUGGGUGCCUCCAGUAAGGUGGGUGUUUUGAGGCAGGCUGUGUAGGCCAGAGGGCAUGUUUGGAGGCUGGGCUAUGAACCAUCCAGCAGAUACUGCUCAGUACCUUUGCAUGUGCUUCUCUCUGCUGAAUACUCAUCUGAUUGGCAGAGUCUUACUCAUCCUUCCAAACAGCCUAGUUGUUUCCUACUCCGUUACUCCCAAAGCAGAACUAACCUCUUCAUCCGCACUCUCAAAGUGCUACGUGAAGAGUGCAGUUUCAGCACUUAAAUACUGUGUGGCAAUUGCUUUGUGCAUUAGGCUGCAGUCUUCUCAACUCAUAUUUAUCUUUGUAUUCCCGAGCUGGUCACUUGAGAUCCAUCUAAGGAGGUGAUAAGGAUGACAGGGUCCAGUUGAGUGGGACCGAUGAGGAGCAGGGGUGUUGCAGGAACCCAGGUUCGGGCACAUGAUGAGGGCACUGUGGACUAGUGACGGUGGAAUAGGCGGAGGCGGUUGGGAGAGCUUCAGUGAGUAGAACCGGUGGGACAUUGCGGCUUGGUGAGAGAAAGGAAUCUGAAGCAAGUCUUCGGCUUCUGGCUUGAGCAACUGGUUGGGCUGGUGAUGCCAUUCAAAAGGUUGGGUUUUUGGUACCUAGAUGUUCAUUUGGAAGUGGGACAGAAACUCAGCAGCCAGAGGAGGUAAUUCAAGUCAUAGGAAUAGAUAAGAUAUCCAAAGUAAGAUAAUGAGAAGAGAAAAUGGCUUGGAAUAGAACUCUCAGGAGCACUUAAUGGAUGAGUAAAGGAAAAUGAACCAAUAAAGGGGACAAGAAGAGAAGGUGGGGCCAGAGAUGGAGGAGUAAAACCAGGAGAAUGGAUUUCUUAAUGUGGAAGGAGUGGGGAGGUUGCUGGCUGUCAGAUGCUGUUGAAAGGUCUAUUAAGAUGAGAGAGAGGUCAGAUCGCAGCGGGGAGAGGAUUGCUGCAUAAUGUUGAGGGCCUGGGGUUUGAAUUUAUAGUGGUAUUAUUCAUGAAUUUAUAGUGAGCCCAAUCAGCCCAAUGCUGUGGUUAUCUCUACCUACUCAGGAAUCUAGGUGUAGCUGUGGGAAAAGUGAGUACUGAGGGAUCAUCCAGAGUUGGAAACUUGCAUUGCAAUUGACAUAAACGAGCAAAGGAAUUUCAGACCGUUCGUAAGUAAGUGAUUGCUAUGCUGGACCAUGGAAUUUGGUAGAACAGGUGAGUGGAGUAAAGACAGGAGUAGGUUGUUGCAUUGGGGGUAACUGAACAAGUAACCUGGAAGGAUGGGAGACUGUGGUCAGAAACUGGAAUGCCUAAAUAAUUCAUAUUGGAAGCAGAGCAGCUCCAGGCAAUGGCCAAGUUUAGAGUGUAGUUAUAGGGGUGAGUGCCUGAGAGGUGUGCAAGGGAGGUUGCCAGGAGAUUGGUUAAUGCAUGGAGGCCUCAGGUAUUGAGAGAGGUUCUGCGUGGACUUUGAAAUUCUCCAGUGUGAUGGUAGACAUAAGCAUGGAACAGGUGCCAACCUCUUGAAGAAGGGGGCAGAUCCAGGAGAUCUGCAAAGAGUAGGAGAGGCGGGAUAGCAUGAAUUUCAAAGGGACAGAGGGUUCACACAGCCUCCUAGAGAGACUUCCAUCUUGGAUCUUGGGGGUGAUGUGAGGCUGGUGAGUGGAGCUGGCUGCCAGGCAGCCAAGACAAAAUACCCUGACAGUCCCCUCCAGCUUGUCGGGAUUCACUGGGGAUUGUUGGAGAGACAACUGUUGCGGCAGCUCCAUGGGACAGGAAUCACCUGGGAGAACAGGGAGGCAAGCCAUAAAGUCUAAGGGAUGUUUUGGAGUAACAGGGCAUCUGUCUCACUGUAGGACACACAUCACCUUUUUAUAGUUCCACAUCUCUGUUUCCCAAGUGUUAUUUAUAUUCCUAGAUCUUGAUUAAUUUUCCCUGCUUUAUUAUUAUGCUCAGCAGGACAGCUGGGGUCUGCCUUCCUCCCUCUUUUGCUUUCCUCCCUUACUUAAAAUUUGGAUUCUUUCUUUGCCUGUUCUGGCUCCAGCCACCUAUAUAAACAUCUUUCUGGGUCUGACUCAGGCCCCCGGCUCCCCCUAACUCAGCCAAGCCUCUUAUCUGCAUUUCUAUCAAUUCUGAAAGCAGGACUUUCCUGCGUCUGGGUCCUCCCUGCUCCAUCAUCAGCUUCAGGACAAGCUGUUCUUCAAGUCCACGCCUGGGCUUCAGUGUCUAAUGUUGAGAGCCUAGGCUGAAGAGAGAACAAUAUAUAUUUCUUUAAGAAAUAACAGCAUGCCAGCUGUUUAAGGAACAAUGAGAUCAGUUUAAGGAACAAUUGGAGAACAGAAUGAAGGAGUGCAGUCAUAUAGUAAGAGGUAAACAGGAGUGGGAAAGAGUGUAAUUGGAGAUUCCACUGGGAGCAUUUGGGAAGCUUGAGGUAUUUAUUCCUAAAGCCAAGAAAUGGUGAACCUGGAAUCUGACUCCUGCCCUGGAAAUGCGGAGGGCAAACAGGGAUUCAUUAACUGUUUCAGGGGUGGAGCCAGGGGAGUGCUGCUGCUUUGGCAUUGGCCUGUGUUCCCAGAAUUUGCUGUGGUAAGCCACGCAUGAGUGUAUCCUUUGCACCUUGCAGGAGAGGGAAGCGUCAGCUGGUCUUGAGUCCUGUCCAGUAGGACCAUUUGAAGAGGCAAGGAGACCUCAGCACAGAGAAGCUAGGAGUGUGCCAUGUGGGCGGAGGAGGGAGGCUCAGGAGACCACCCAGAGUAAAGCUGCCUCCCCCAAGGUAAAGGGGGCUGCAGAAAAGGGACAGCAUGAUGCUCCCUUUAAAUGUGUAGCAGGCUCAUGGGGCACAGAAACAUCCAGUCAAGCAAGAACUGUUUUAUCCCCUUCCUUCUCUGCAGUUGGGCCCAGAGCAGUCAGCAGCUCUUAGGUGGAGAGGAGGUGAGAAGAGCAGAGAGCAUCCAGAUCAUUCCUCCCUUCCCCAGUGCAGGCUCCUUGACUUAAGUGGGACAGAGCUGGGAGGCGAAAAUAGUUAAAGCUACGAUAGGUGCAGAUUAUUUAUUGUAAUCUGCAUUAGACAGAUCUGGAUUAGACAUUGCAAUCUUUUUUUUUUUAAAUUAAUUUGUUUAUUUAUUUUUGGCUGUGUUGGGUCUUCGUUUCUGUGCGAGGGCUUUCUCUAGUUGUGGCAAGCGGGGGCCACUCUUCAUCGCGGUGCGCAGGCCUCUCACUCUCGCGGCCUCUCUUGUUGCGGAGCACAGGCUCCAGACGCACAGGCUCAGUAGCUGUGGCUCACGGGCCUAGCUGCUCCGCGGCAUGUGGGAUCUUCCCAGACCAGGGCUCGAACCCGUGUCCCCUGCAUUAGCAGGCAGAUUCUCAACCACUGCGCCACCAGGGAAGCCCCAUUGCAAUCAUUUGAGAUUGGUUUUGCAUCUUAAACUGAUUCUAAGACAUCUAUGAACUAAGAAUGAGCUGAAAAGUCACAGGCUUGCUGCAGCUUUUCUCUAAAUGAAAAAGGGUUGGAGGGUGGUGAGAGACAAGAAUAAAGUUGGGUUUGGAUAGCAGUCUGUGCUCAUGCUUCCUCAGCAUCCCUUUUAGAGGCGUAUUGCCCCUGCAGUCAUUGUGGUGCUCCAGCUUUUGUUCCUGUUAACACUGUUCUAAGGGAGCACAGUUCCCAAAGAAGCAACGCGGUCUUGGCAGAGACACAGCUUGGCUCCAGUCACUCAACCACUUAUGUAAUUGCACGAAGCCCUUUACAGAUUCUCACAGAGACCUCUAAUUACGUCGUCCUCCACCCCUGUUUUUUUUGUUUUUUUGCUUUUUUUAAACAUUAGCUUUUUUUUUUUUUUUAAACUUUGGGUUUAUUUAUUUAUUUAUGGCUGUGUUGGGUGUUCGUUUCUGUGCGAGGGCUUUCUCCAGUUGCGGCAAGUGCGGGCUACUCUUCAUCGCGGUGCGCGGGCCUCUCACUAUCGCGGCCUCUCUUGUUGUGGAGCACAGGCUCCAGACGCGCAGGCUCAGCAACUGUGGCUCACGGGCCUAGCUGCUCCACGGCAUGUGGGAUCUUCCCAGACCAGGGCUCGAACCCGUGUCCCCUGCACUGGCAGGCAGAUUCUCAACCACUGUGCCACCAGGGAAGCCCCUCCAUCCCUGUUGACUUCUCAGGCUGGCCACCUGGUUCUAGGACAUUCGACUACUGCAGUAACCACCUUACUGGUCCAGUUGCUUCCACUCCUGUCCCCAGAGCAAUUCAUUUUCCACUCAGCCAAGUGAGCUUUUUAAAAUGUAAGUCAGAUAUGUCACUUCUCUGCUGAAAAUCCUUCAAUGGAUUCACAGUACUCUGAGAACAAAAGGCAAACUCCUUCCCAGGCCCUAUGUGAUCUUGCCCAGACCUCUCCAACUGCACCUUAACCCACUGCUUCCACACAAAACUGCAGCCACACAGGCUUUCUUUCCAUUCCUCAAGUGUUCCAAGCCAUUUCUACUUCUGGGUUGUUAUAUUUGCCACUCCAUCUUCUCAGGAUACUUUUCCCUGCUGAGUUCAUUGUCAUCUUCCAGAUCUUCACACCAGCAUCACCAUUUCUUCGGUGGAAAAAACAGGCUAGAUGCUCACCAAAAUGUCCUUUUCCUGGACACACAGUUAAAUUACAUUUCCCAGCUCCUUGCAUCAGGGUGGGGCUGUGUGCAUAGUCCUCCCCAGUGGAAAGUGAGUAGAAGUGAUGUUUCAGUACCAGACCAAGACAGUUAAAGAGUGGACGAGCCUUCUCCAUAUGCUCCACCCCCUCCUCUGCCUUCCAGGGUGACCUUGAAGCAUGUGUUCUGAAGAUGGAGUCAGAGCAUAGAAGGAGUCUGGAUAUUUAAGUCCCUGCUUAGAGGAGAAUUGCUUGACCAAGAAUAUCCACAUUUCUUUGUACAAGGAGUAACCUCUGUUGCGUUAAUGUUUAGCAUGAUAUGCUCUGGCUAAUAUAUCUUCUCUAGCCAUACUGUCCACCUUAUCUUGAUCACAAAACCCUUUUUGUUUCCUUCAGGGUGCUUCAGACAUUUAAUUAGCUUACCAGAUGCCAGUCAACACUUCCCCCAGUCCUAUGAAUUGGACUCCUAACUGGGGAAAAAAAAUGCUCACAUGAGGAAGUUGAGGUACUGAUUUUAUCCGUUUAUCAGUUACAUUUUGAUUGUGACCAAAAAAAUAAAGGAAAUCCCCCUAAAGAAUAUCUUAAACAAAUUAGAUUUUUCUUCUUGUAAAACUAGAAACCUGAUGGUUGAUGGUUGUUGGCAUUGGUUCAAGAAUUCAAGGAUGUUAGCAGUUAGGUCUGUGUGAUUCUCUUGAUCCUCAUGGUCACAAGAUGAUGUGUUUUGAUUAAGCAGAGACACCCUACUUACCGUUACCCUUCUCAGGAGUCUCACAGGUAGCCACAGCCCCUAUCUUUUUGGCCUUACUUCAAGGGUCCUACAUUGUUAGUACUCUGGUGUAAAUAUGUUCCAUUAUUCCCUAUAACAUGGCUGAGACCAAUGUGAAAUAUUACUAUUUUAAAUAUAUUUGUCUCCCCCGCCCCUUCCCACAUCUCAGUGGCCUGUCAGCAAUUCAUCCAAUUCAAAGCUGUUCUCCCUCCAGCUUAGUGGGGUGGGGAAACCUUUAUGGUCUGUUUCUUUCACUCAUUCUUUACCUCCUCUGCCACUUCUAGGAUUGGGAUGGGGGAAGGCAUAUUAGAGGCAAAAAGGCUAAACUUUGAUUUAGUUUAGCUUCAUCAGGGUGUUCUACCAAGACAGGCAUUUAAAUGUUGGCUCAGUGUGUGAGGUAUUGGGGUUCUUUGGAGUCCCGCCAUGGGGACUUGCGUGCUAACUGGUUUUGGUUCCCUCCUUAUGAUACUCAGCCCACACUCCCCCUCGGCUCCUCAGCUCCUGACGCUGACAGUGUAUGCACAGCGUCCCAGUGCUAAAGUCCCUCACCCUGGUGGGCAGCCCUCCUGGGAGAGGUCCCAACAAAUACCUUAAGAGUGGUUACCUUUCCGGGAGCUCCCAGGAAACUCAUGCAUGUUGGUCCUGCCAAACAGCAGAAAUGCAGCCCAGCCAGCAGCUGACUCCCCUCCCCUUGCCCUGUCCCAGCUAGCCUGACUCUGAGCUCUCCAUAUCUCUCUCUCUGGCUCCAAACCCUCACAAGUGAUUCAGGUUACUUUCUCCCAAGAAGCCUCUGCCCCAGGCUCCACCCCAGUGGCCAUAUGGAGCUGGGUCUAUAAGUUUCUGAGUAUAGCAAGCGUCUUGCUAGAGAAUGUAGUGCUGAAUGAAUAUAAGGUCUCUCCCUCUCAUGGGAACAUGAAAUGACAAUAAGUGGUUCUGUUGGAGCCCUCCUCGCUUGAUUUAGGAUGGAGGGAACAGCACUGCUUCUUUACCUUUCAGGGAGAAGUUCUCUCUAUUUCUAAAAAUUCCCAUCAAUGAAGCUUGCAUUUCUAACUUCAUGUACAGUAGGAAGGUUGGUGGGCCCUGGAUCACCUUUAUUACCUUAGAGUAAAUUCUAUGUAGGUAUAUCUAGCACCCUUAUUUAAUAUCUUCUUACUUGUGCAAGUAUUCUUGUAAAAUGUGAAUUGUUCUCGUGCAUGUGCUUUAUUUAUAGAGUAUUGUCAACAAAUCUUGUCUUCUUUUUUUCCAUCACUCAACUGUGUUUUUAAUAUCCAUCUAUGUUAUCAAUCAGGGCCCACUCAGGAAAAUAGAAACCAUACUAAGUGUUUCAAAUAGAGGGCAUUUAAUGCAGAGAGUUGACUACAAGUGAUAGAGGCUGAGACAAAAGAAGAUGCUUGACGUAAUUAAAAAUUAAGAACUGGAGA
Molecule: messenger RNA, 9752 nt
Organism: Balaenoptera acutorostrata (minke whale)
Lineage: Eukaryota; Metazoa; Chordata; Mammalia; Artiodactyla; Balaenopteridae
Gene: RRP8
Product: ribosomal RNA processing 8
Exons: 7
Coding region: 215-1591 (458 amino acids)
Biological process (GO): cellular response to glucose starvation; regulation of transcription by glucose; rDNA heterochromatin formation
Cellular component (GO): nucleolus; chromatin silencing complex; rDNA heterochromatin
Molecular function (GO): methyltransferase activity
Source: RefSeq, a predicted model, not a curated record